Symbiodinium necroappetens is the source of this 600-nucleotide messenger RNA. The record is from the annotation of a GenBank genome assembly. NCBI's taxonomy places the organism in Eukaryota, Dinophyceae, Suessiales, Symbiodiniaceae.
AUGCCGCCGCGAUACGAUUUCCGCGAGCCGUACAACAAGAGAGAUCCGACUCGCCAGUCGCUGCUAAUCAAGGAAACGGCCGGAAAAGAGCUGAAGCACAUGUUCUCCUCUCGGCUUCUGGACCUCGGCUCCCAGGAGCCGAAAGAAGGGGCGCCGGCCCGGGCCUCCCGGGCCUCCCGGGCCUGGUGCCGGGGAGCUCCGGUUCGACUGCAGGGCAUGGAGCACCGCAAGGACCUGAACGGCGCACUCGGCACCGUCGUGGCAGACAAGCCUGACGAGUUCGGUCGCAUCUACGUCGAGGUCAGUGGCAAGGACAGGCAGGAAACCAGAGCCAGAGUGCUGAAAGUACUCCCAGAGAGGCUUCAGCCAGAAGGUCAGACGCCCGGGCAUGACGGGCUGGACCCACUUGGCGCGAGCCCCUGGUCCUCUUCUGGCAUUCGGACUGGCUUCCCAGGCUUUGGCGUCCUGAAUGUGAAGCAGUGGAAAACACAGCCGGAGCUGGCUGAGAAGUUACACCAGGUCUCUUUGGUGUCGCAUCGAUCCUUCGCGCGAACCGUAAAUGGAGGGUUUUUCCCAGAGCCUUCUGCUGAAAGUGUCUGA